ACACUUUCUCAAACAAGCCCCCACACAACAAACUGUUCAUCACUUCAUCAUCCAUCUCAUUUUCUUCUUCUUCUUUAACUCUCUAACAAAAAUCCACCCUCAACAAACCCCCAUCCAUGGACACCAACCCCUCCUCCCACCACGGCCUCACCACCUCAGAGCUCUCCGAACUCGAACCCCUCAUCCAAAACUACCACAAAUUCGACCCCCUCCCCAACACAUGCACCUCUCUGAUCGUCCACCGCAUCCAAGCCCCAGCCAAAUUCGUCUGGCCCUUCAUUCGCCGCUUCGAUAACCCGCAAAAAUACAAGCAUUUCAUCAAGAACUGCAGCCUCACCGCCGGAGACGGCGGCGUGGGGAGCGUCAGGGAGGUCACGGUGGUCUCGGGACUGCCGGCGUCGACGAGCACGGAGAAGCUCGAGAUUUUGGAUGAUGAGAAGAGGAUUCUCAGCUUUAGGGUUGUGGGGGGAGAGCACAGGCUGAAUAAUUAUAAGUCGGUGACUUCGGUUAAUGAGUUUGAGGAUGAUGGUGGUAGGGUUUAUACGGUGGUGCUGGAAAGCUAUAUUGUUGAUAUUCCUGAGGGGAAUACUGGGGAGGAUACCAAGAUGUUUACUGAUACUGUUGUGAGGCUCAAUCUCCAGAAGCUCGGUGUUGUUGCACUAGCUGCCUUGCAUGGAAAUGACUAAUCUCGGUCACGAUGCGGUGUGAGUUGCGGUGAUUAACCGGUUUAUGUUCUGAUCAAUUAUAUUACGUCAAUUAUGGAUACGAACGGUUGAGAUUAGGUGUUUAUUAUUUUUCUGUAAAAGAAAUAAUUUAAAUAUGUAGGAUUUUUUAUUUUUAGAAUUUUUCGCCGUUUGUUGAAUUCAUAAUUGAUGUAAGAUUAAUUUGGUUUUUUCAUCUGACGGUGACGGAUUUUUUAUUUUGAAUGAUCCACUUUCUUUUCCGUUUGGAUGAAGAAAGGAAAUAAUUGUAUUUUUUUACGUUCCUUUUGGUUUGACUGAAAUUCUAGGUUUUUUUAAUGGGCUGAUCUAGUUACGGAAGUUGAGUGAAUGUGAAUUUAGUUGUAGCUUCAUUGGUUGGCAAA
Messenger RNA from Daucus carota subsp. sativus, 1084 nucleotides. Its product is annotated as abscisic acid receptor PYL2. Gene Ontology annotation, cellular component: cytoplasm; nucleus. Gene Ontology annotation, biological process: abscisic acid-activated signaling pathway. The coding region runs from base 117 to 686 and encodes 189 amino acids. The record is from RefSeq and is a predicted model, not a curated record. Gene Ontology annotation, molecular function: signaling receptor activity; abscisic acid binding; protein phosphatase inhibitor activity. The transcript has a single exon. NCBI's taxonomy places the organism in Eukaryota, Viridiplantae, Streptophyta, Magnoliopsida, Apiales, Apiaceae.